AUGUUGUCUAUAUUUAUUUCCUGCAUCCUUUUUCUGGCUGGCUGCACGGCGCGUCCCAGCUUUGAGUACAAGGCAAACCCUUUUGCGACGGCGCUUCAAGCUCGACAAUACAGUGGAAACUCUUCGUCAUCCUCUUCUUUGCAAGUGGAUUUGGGCUAUGAGGUCUAUCAAGGAACAUCAAAUAGUACCUCUGGUCUGAACAUUUGGCGAGGCAUACGCUUUGCGGCACCACCGACUGGCUCGAAUCGAUGGCAGGCACCAACAGCACCACAGCAGAACCGGUCUUCGGUUAUUAGUGCGACCUCGUUCGCACCGAUCUGUCCCCAGGGACCGGACGCCAGCACAUCAAUCAAUGCAGUGAACCAGACCGGUGCGAGCGAAGACUGCCUCUUCUUGAACGUCUACUCUCCAAGCAACGCUACCGGACCCCUUCCGGUUCUCGUCUGGAUCCACGGUGGCGGAUACGGAGCCGGUAAUGGCAGACAGGAUCUCUCCACGAUCAUCAAUGCCAACAACAACAGCUUCGUUGGUGUGGCCAUUCAGUAUCGGCUUGCAGCGUUUGGGUUCCUUUCUUCCGACGAAGUAUUCCGCAACGGCGUCGUCAAUGCAGGGCUUCUUGACCAGCACUUCGCCCUACAAUGGGUGCAAUCCUACAUCGGGCUUUUCGGCGGAAAUGCUUCGCAGGUGACGAUUUCCGGGGAAAGCGCUGGUGGCGGAUCCGUGAUGCUUCAAGACAUGGCCUUUGGCGGAAGUCUAGGUCAAUCACUCUUCGUCAAUACAAUCGCCGCAUCCCCUUACUUGCCUAUGCAAUAUGGCUAUAAGGACUGGGUCCCUUCUCAAGCCUACUAUGCGUUCGCAACACAAGCAGGUUGUGCACCGAAUCUACCUUAUGGAAGAAAUCCGCAAACCAUUUUUCAAUGUUUGGUCUCAAAAGACACGAGUACUUUGAUCAAUGCCAGUGCCACGAUAUCCCAGUCAGGAAACUUUGGAACGUGGGCUUUUCUACCAGUCACGGACGGCGUUUUCAUCCAAGACCUCCCAAGUCAGCAACUCCUAAGAAGACGGGUGAAUGGGAAGAAUGCAUUGAUCGGAAACAAUGCCAACGAAGGGCCAUCUUUCACUCCGCAAAACAUCACUACCGAACAGGAUCUCGUUUCGUGGCUACAGUUGACGUUCCCACUCUUCACAAACGAUGAUAUCGCAAAGGUUCUUCUCUACUAUCCCAGUUCUAAUGGUUCUGCAAACGCCGAUGCACCCUUGUAUGCCACAUCGGGCGAGUCUGGGGCUAGCGCGCUCAACGAAAGCUCUGUUGGAGCAGGACAGCAGCAGAGAGCAGAUAACAUCUAUGCGGAAACAACCUUUGUGUGCCCUUCCUAUUGGAUGGCCAUUGCAUACAACGAUCAAGGAAGAACUUCGUACAAGUACCAGUUCUCGGUGGAGCCGGCAUUACACGGGGCCGAUGUCAGUGCAUAUUUUGGCCCAGCCCCGUCCAAUGUCGGCCCUGAUCUGGCGCUGGCAUUCAGGCAAAUCUGGGGCAACUUUAUCACCACCAACAACCCCAGCAUCCCGUCCAACAUUGCAAUUGGCGCAUCGGCAUCCUCGAAUUCGUCCUCGAAUUCAACGUCGUCGUCGUCGUCAUCUUCGUACUCCAAUGAUGCGAGUAAUUGGCCCCCGUUUUCCAUGUACGCGCCAUAUCAGAUCAAUUUGAACCAGACCGGAGGAACGUCUUUCUCCAUGGACAUCACGCAGAUUGGACGUAACAUCACCGAGUAUGGCAAUCCAGGGCUGCAGAACAACAUUACCUUGGUCAAUGCGUGGACCUGGGAGGCCGGACGAGGGUAUCGGUGUGAGUUUUGGCGUAGCAUGGGCGCCAUCGUGCCCGAAUAA
Exophiala dermatitidis NIH/UT8656 is the source of this 1887-nucleotide messenger RNA. Its product is annotated as carboxylesterase type B. The coding region runs from base 1 to 1887 and encodes 628 amino acids. The transcript has 10 exons. The record is from RefSeq and is a predicted model, not a curated record. NCBI's taxonomy places the organism in Eukaryota, Fungi, Ascomycota, Eurotiomycetes, Chaetothyriales, Herpotrichiellaceae.